CUCGCGCACCUCUCCACCAAACUUGCUAGUUGACUUCCCACAUCAGUUUCCUUCCUGCCUCCUCAUCAGUAUACUUAGUUAGGACGACUGUGAACUGAUGCAUUAAACAUGUUCCAGCCAGGUUGGUGUGAAAACGUCGCUGGAAAAUCUGUCGUGAGGUGCAAAGGGUGUAAACUUGCACGCUAGUAGCAGCUACGCCAUGUGAAUGAUUCACCUGGAGGAAAGUGAGGAAAGUUUCCUAUAUGCAGAGUCAACCUGUGUUGCUUUUGAAGAUGUCCAGCUUGCUGAGGAAGGUGCGCUCCGCCUUCAGGAGAGAGCAAGAGGACUUAGACAUGAGCAGCGACACAGCGCCCUUUGACUUCUCCGAUGAGCUGGUGGAGGAUGAAGCGCCCAAAUUCAACAAGCUGAAGGUGGUGGUCUCUGGUGAGAUGUCGGACUACUCCGCUGGGGCUCAGUCCAAUGGGGUAGCGGUCAACACGCUUGUGAUUACGGGGCGUGACGAAGAUGACGACUCGCUACUGGACACUUCCUCCAGCCUGAGCAGUCCGGGCUUCAACAUGGACCCCUGUGACAGCUGCACCAAGAAGAGGGAGACCCUGAAGCAGAGGAAGGUGAUGAAGAGGCUGGUCAUUGCAGCUGUGCUCUAUUUUCUCUUCAUGAUGGCUGAAAUUAUAGGUGGCUAUGUGUCGAACAGUUUAGCCAUCAUGACCGAUGCUGUGCACAUGUUAGCCGAUGUGGUCGGUAUCCUAUUUUCUCUGCUGGCUCUGUGGCUCUCCACUAAACCACCUACCAAGAGGUUCACUUUUGGAUUCCAUCGUCUCGAGGUGAUAUCAGCAGUCCUCAGUGUGGCGCUUAUCUACAUCUUGACAGCGAUACUACUGUUCGAGGCUGUUCAGAGGACGGUAAACCAAGACUUCAACAUUGAUGGGGAUAUCAUGAUCAUCACAGCAGCGGUGGGCGUGGCUGUCAACCUCAUAAUGGGCUUCUUACUAAACCAAGGCGGUCAUCUUCACUCUCACGGCCAUGGUCAUUCUCAUGGCGCCGUGGCUUCAGCAGAGUCACAGUCCGCAGAGUCUGGAAGGAACCAGAGGCCGCACGGCAGUCUGGCUGUUCGGGCCGCCUUCAUCCACGCUUUGGGUGAUCUGCUCCAGAGCGUCGGGGUCCUCAUAGCUGCAUAUAUCGUCCGCUUUAAGCCAGAGUAUAAACUGGCAGAUCCUAUCUGCACCUACAUCUUCUCAGUUCUGGUUCUGUUCACCACGGUCCGCAUCAUACGAGACACAACGGUUAUUGUGCUGGAAGGUGUGCCCAGACACUUAGACACUGUUCGAAUCAAAGAGGAUCUCCUGAAGCUGGAGGACGUGCAGUCGGUAGAUGAGCUGAAUGUUUGGGCACUGACUGCUGACAAGACAUCAGCACUUGUGCACCUUCAGCUAACACCUUCGAGUGCUAGCAACUGGGAGGACGUUCAGGCGAAGGCUCGCCACCUCCUGCUUCAUACCUACGGCAUCACCAGAUGCACGGUUCAGGUCCAGACACACAGACAGAGGCCUGUACGCACCUGUGUGAUCUGUCAGUAACCCAGCACCUAAAAACACGUACUUAAGGCUUCUACUUUCACUCCUCCCUUGUGUUGGCGAGAACACACACAAUGGGCCUUGCUGCUGCACCGCGAAGUGGAACAGUAGUGGUGCACUCCUGAUGUAAGGAUAACUGCGCCUGUGAGGACUGACUACUCUUCGUGCAAUGUUGGCCAACUGUUGACAUAUUCACUGGACAAACAUAAACCUUCAUGCCCAUUUUUUUUCAUUCACCACUGAGGCCUAUUUAUAUGUAAUUUUCACUUUGAUGGCAACUGAUGUAUAUUUUUUGUUAAAUUUUCAGCCUUUUUUAGUUCACCUAUGUUAAGUCCUUUGAUCACUUAUUUGGUAACCCAUCAGAUGGAGGUCCAUUAUGCUAAAAGGCGCUUUGCCCAGUAGAUCGACUUUCUUAUAUAUAUUUAACGUUAUUUCCCACUAACAUAUAGCAUUUCUGUACAAUUUUCGGGCAACUUUGGCAUACUAGUCGAGCAAUGACAUGUUACUAAUGAGACAAAACUGCACUAGUUAACAUUCAUAUACUACAAGUACAUGUACCUUGAACUGGAUAUCGAAAUAAUGCUCAAAAUAGCAGUAAGCAAUUGCCUUCGGUCAACUGACUGAAUUAGUCAAUACAUCUCCUUGUACUUUCAGUAUUUCUAGCCCUUAACUAAAGUCACUUUUAAUCUACCAAAAAUACUGUGCAAGUCAGACCAACGCUAAUGUUUGGAUUUAUUCCUGUCAGCACGUCACAUGAUUAACACUGACUGUGGAGUUACUUGUGGAAGAAGCAUGUUUGGAUGAAGCGUAGAGUGCUGUACUUCGAUGUGAAAGACAGUAUUGUAGGUCUGAUUCAACUUUCUUCUAGUAUUUUGUUUAUUAUUUUGCCCAUAUUAAUCAUAGACACCAAAAUUACUGCCUUGUUUUGAAAUAAAAGUAUUGUAAUUUUUGUUUUACAAAUGUUUCUUUUACAAAGGAGACGUGGAGUCAUUUAUUUGUAGAAGUGCCUGUGUGUGGGGGGCUGCAAGAUCUGUAUGAUUGAUGGAAUAGUACAGAUGUUUUUUUUUUUUUUUAAAUGGUAACAGUGAUAUUAACAAUAAAAUGAUCGUGCUUUGCUUACUAAAAACAAUCGCAAACCUUCGAACAAUAUUGUAAAAAACUAGACUGCAGUGUCCGUUUCAUCCACUCGAUGGUGCACUUUUAGAAUACAGUACUGUACAGUACUGCACUGUAAUGUACCUACAUAGAUUUAGGUUGGCUGAGAAGAUUACAAUAAUGUAAUGCAUUUGUUGAUUACCGUUUGGCUUAUAGGAUAAGCAUCUUUCAUUCUCUGAAAGAAAAAAAAAAAGCGUUAUUGAUGGCUCCACAUAAUUAAUCAUUCAA
Molecule: messenger RNA, 2957 nt
Organism: Corythoichthys intestinalis (scribbled pipefish)
Lineage: Eukaryota; Metazoa; Chordata; Actinopteri; Syngnathiformes; Syngnathidae
Gene: slc30a4
Product: solute carrier family 30 member 4
Exons: 9
Coding region: 243-1577 (444 amino acids)
Biological process (GO): response to zinc ion; zinc ion transmembrane transport
Cellular component (GO): plasma membrane
Molecular function (GO): zinc ion transmembrane transporter activity
Source: RefSeq, a predicted model, not a curated record